Molecule: messenger RNA, 957 nt
Organism: Chionomys nivalis (European snow vole)
Lineage: Eukaryota; Metazoa; Chordata; Mammalia; Rodentia; Cricetidae
Product: olfactory receptor 13C3
Exons: 1
Coding region: 4-957 (317 amino acids)
Biological process (GO): G protein-coupled receptor signaling pathway
Cellular component (GO): membrane
Molecular function (GO): G protein-coupled receptor activity; olfactory receptor activity
Source: RefSeq, a predicted model, not a curated record
GGCAUGGAUGAAAAUAACCGGACGUUUGUUUCCGAAUUCCUUCUUUUGGGUCUUUCUGGAUACCCAAGGACCGAGAUCAUUUACUUUGCUCUUGUUCUGGCUAUGUACCUGGUGAUUCUAACAGGCAACGGUGUUCUGAUCAUAGCAAGCAUCUUUGAUUCCCGUCUUCACACACCCAUGUACUUCUUCCUGGGCAACCUCUCUUUCCUGGAUAUCUGCUACACAACUUCCUCUGUUCCCUCAACACUGGUGAGCCUAAUCUCAAAGAAAAGAAACAUUUCCUUCUAUGGUUGUGCAGUGCAGAUGUUCUUUGGAUUUGCAAUGGGUUCGACAGAAUGUUUGCUUCUUGGCAUGAUGGCUUUUGAUCGAUAUGUGGCCAUCUGCAACCCUCUGAGAUACUCUAUCAUCAUGAGCAAAGGAGUGUAUGUAUCAAUGGCAUCUGUAUCGUGGUUCUCUGGUGGGAUCAAUUCAGUCGUGCAAACAUCCCUUGCCAUGCAGUUGCCUUUCUGUGGAAAUAAUGUUAUUAAUCAUUUUACAUGUGAGGUCUUAGCUGUGCUCAAGCUAGCUUGCGUUGAUAUAUCUCUCAACAUCGUUACCAUGGUUAUAUCAAAUAUGGCCUUCCUGGUUCUUCCGCUACUGCUCAUCUUUUUCUCCUACAUGUUCAUCCUCCACACCAUCUUGAGAAUGAACUCAGCUACAGGGAGACGCAAGGCCUUUUCUACCUGUUCAGCCCACCUGACUGUGGUGGUCAUAUUUUAUGGUACCAUCUUUUCUAUGUAUGCAAAACCCAAGUCCCAAGAUCCGACUGGGGAAGACAAGUUCCAGACUUCAGAUAAGAUCAUUUCUUUAUUUUAUGGAGUAGUUACCCCCAUGCUGAAUCCAAUCAUCUAUAGCUUGAGGAAUAAGGAUGUUAAAGCUGCUGUAAAGUACAUAUUGAAACAAAAGUACAUUCAGUAA